UAGUCUUUUACCAAAAAAAUUCCAAAAACAAAAAAAAAAAAAAAAAUCCAAAUAGAAAAAGUAAGAAGAAAAAACUUUCCACCAAAUUACAAUUAGGUAACAUUUUUUUCUAUUGUUUGGUAAUCACAAUUCCGUAACCUUCACUUCUUGAACCUAAACCCACUUUUAUAGUACAAUAAUUUUUCACAAUAAUCAAACAAAAACUUUCCCAGUAAAUCUUAUAAUGUCUCUCAUAUUUCAAAAUAAUUUCCAAAAAAAAAAAAAAAAAAAAAGAAGAAUAUAUUUCAUUUUUACUUUGAAUAUUAUUCAUUUUCCUUUUUCAAAUUUUACUAUUUCUAAUCAAAACGUCAUGGAUUGAAUAAUCGUAAUGGUUGAAUCUUUACUUAAAAAACGAAAGCACAGAGCCAAUCGUUUCAAAACAAAGAAAACAGCUUUUAAUUACCUUGUCAGCUUAGUUUAUCAAUCCACUAAUCAAUCAAUGUCUCGGUCCGUCAAAGCAGCCGUGAUCGGAGCCGGCGUGGCGGGGCUCUGCGCCGCCCGGGAGCUUCGGCGAGAAGGUCACCGAGUCGUCGUUUUCGAAAAAGCCGAUAGAAUAGGCGGCUUGUGGUACUACGACCCAAGAGUGGAAUCCGAUCCACUUGGAAUCGACCCGAACCGCGAAACCGUCCACAGCAGCCUCUAUCUCUCUCUCCGGACUAACCUCCCCAGACAGAUGAUGAGCUUCUUGGACUAUCCGUUUGCGAAGCGAGAAACCGGUGACCCGAGAGCUUUUCCGAGUCACGAGGAGGUGCUUCGGUUCUUGGACAAGUUCGCCGACGAUUUCGGUCUCAUUGAGUUGGUCAGGUUCAACUCGGAGGUCGUUCGAGUUGAGCGAGUUGAAGAGAAGGAAAACGAGUGGUCGGUGGAGUGGAGGACUCGGGGGAGCGACUCAGUUAGUCGAGAAGUGUUCGACGCGGUUGUCGUGUGCACUGGAAAUCAAAGCGAGCCGCAGCUGACUGCUGUUGCAGGCAUAGAAAAGUGGCCGGGGUAUCAAAUUCACAGCCACAACUACCGUGUUCCUGAACCAUUCAAGGAUCAGAUUGUAGUAAUUAUUGGGUAUGGGCCAAGUGGUUAUGAAAUCUCAAGAGGGAUUGCUACAGAAGCCAAACAAGUUCAUAUAGCCACAAAGAUCCCAAAUGUACGAGUCACACAGUUGGAAAACCACAAGAACAUAUGGCUGCAUAUGAUGAUAGAACAUGUUUGUGAAGAUGGUAAAGUUGUGUUUCAAGAUGGAUCCUUUGUUUAUGCUGAUACCAUUCUCUACUGCACUGGGUACAAUUACCGUUAUCCCUUUCUUGAAACCAAUGGAAUUGUCACCGUUGAAGAAAAUCGUGUUGGGCCAUUGUUUAAACAUGUCUUUCCUCCACGCUUAGCUCCAUGGCUGUCUUUCAUUGGAGUAGCUUAUAAGGACAUUGGCUUCCCAUUAAGGGACUUGCAAUCCAAGUGGGUUGCACGAGUGUUAUCUGGUAAGGUGCUGCUCCCAAACGAAGAGGAGAUGGCAGCCUCAACUGAAGAACAUUAUAGGCAAAUGGAGGAAAAUGGGGUGCCAAAACGCUUUACCCAUGCUCUUUAUCCAAACGGGAAUGAGUACCACAAUUGGAUACUUGGUCAGAUUGGAUUGCCCCCACAGGAGUGGAGAUGGAACUUGUUGGCAGAACUCAUCAAGAGUUCAUUAAUAGCCAUGAAUGAGGGAUACAGAGAUGAAUGGGAUGAAGAUUAUUGGGACUCAGUCAUAAAGGAAUCAUCACAGCCACUGGUGAAUGAAGAUGAAGCAAAAAGAGAUUUUUGAAAACAAGGAGCAAAAUAGCCCUGUGCAAACUCAAUGAGCUCUUGAGCUUUUGAUAGCUGAUAAAAAAGUGGUAUUCUUCACUUUUUGGCAGUCUUGAAAAUCAGAGGGGCUCUAUAUAUUCAAAGAAGCAGUUACUGGUUUUUCUUCCUUUCCAUUUUUAUUAUUAUUAACAAUGAUCAACAUUUUAUGCUGUAAAUUACAGUGAAUUAAUUGGUGACCUCAGGUAAUAUGAUAUAAUUAAUUAAGAUACAA
Molecule: messenger RNA, 2080 nt
Organism: Ziziphus jujuba (common jujube)
Lineage: Eukaryota; Viridiplantae; Streptophyta; Magnoliopsida; Rosales; Rhamnaceae
Product: flavin-containing monooxygenase FMO GS-OX5
Exons: 8
Coding region: 368-1828 (486 amino acids)
Molecular function (GO): NADP binding; flavin adenine dinucleotide binding; N,N-dimethylaniline monooxygenase activity
Source: RefSeq, a predicted model, not a curated record